Messenger RNA from Drosophila eugracilis, 6615 nucleotides. It is a transcript of the gene Zdhhc8, whose product is annotated as neurogenic protein mastermind. Gene Ontology annotation, biological process: protein palmitoylation. The coding region runs from base 1236 to 4043 and encodes 935 amino acids. Lineage: Eukaryota; Metazoa; Arthropoda; Insecta; Diptera; Drosophilidae. Gene Ontology annotation, molecular function: palmitoyltransferase activity. The record is from RefSeq and is a predicted model, not a curated record. The transcript is spliced from 11 exons.
AAAUGAAUAUCUUCCAAACAAAAAUUUACUAAUUAAUGUAUUUGGUCGUAAAAAAAAACACGUAAACUAUACUUUACCAAUGACAUUUAUUAUUUGUAAUAAAUAAUGUACGCACUUUUAAAUGUUUCUGUUAUUUAAACAGAUUAAAUUUAAAAAAUACCAAAACUUUGUAAAUUAUUUUUAACGAGUUUCUUGCCUGGUCACACUGCAGUGUGCCCAAAUUAUUUUCCUAGAUUUCUUAGGACAUUCUUGUCUUGCGGUUUUUAAGACCAUAUCUCCGUUUGGGGACACUGCCACACUGUCGCGACCGACGAAAUUAUGCGUACGCUCCGCUUUUUUUUAUUUAUUUUUUCGUAAUCCAAACGCCCUGCCGCCUAUUGAAAUAAAAUGAAAAAUCGCACAAAGCCGGAAAAGAAUAGUUAAUUAUUUGUGUAUAUUGUGCGUGCAAACGAAAGCGAAAAUUAAAAUGAAAUUACAGGCGACGCCGAAAUAAAAAACAAAAAAAAACGUUGCAGCAACAACGUGCGUGCGAGUGUUAGUGUGUGUGUGUUGGUAUAUGUAAAGAGCAAAGAGAGCGAGUGAGAGGCAGAUAGAAGGCAAAAGAAAAAGAAGCAGCACCAGAAAAGAGAACUAAGAAAGCAGCCGCUUCAAAAGCCAGAACUUUGAAAAGUCGAAGCUGAAUUUUCCCCCCGAAUUUUCCCGAUUUUCCGUUUCCCGCGAAUCUGAAAGCCGCGCUGCCGGCGUCGCUGCCUUUGCUGCCGUCGACGUCGACGACGCUGUCGCCGAUCCCGUUUCACGCGUCGCCGCUUCGUCUCGCCGUCUCGCUCGUUUCCCGCCCCCCUCUCUCUCUGCCCCGCCCCCGCCACUCCCUCCCCACCUGAAACGAAAUAUAAAAAAAUUACGAAAAACACACACACACAGAGAGAGAGAGAGUGAGAUAGAUAGAGAGAAAGCCAAGCCAAGAAACGUCAUCAAGCGGCAACAGCAACAACAACAAGCUAGCAACAUCAUCAGCGGCAACAACAGCAAAACGCAUUUCAUUGCCAAGAAAAAAAACGGUCAACGACAUUGCAACAACGGCAAAAGAAACAGCAACAACAGCAGCAGCAACAACUACAUCAUUGCAACAUUGGCGAAGAGCAACAACAACAAAACAGCAAUAACGAGAGACUGCAACCACAACAACAACAGUAACACUUAACAGCAACAACAAAAUUAAAUAGGAAAAUAGGAAAAUGCCCAAAUGCGAUGUGAAAACGCGCUACAUUCCUGCGACUUUCGCCUGGAUUGUGCUGCUUUUGACCACAUUUCUCUUCUUCUUUUACCCCUGCCAGUACUAUGUAAAGAGUCAUCCAUGGGUGCUGGCCUACCAGGGCGUGAUCACAUUCUUCGUGCUGGCCAACUUCACGCUGGCCACGUUCAUGGACCCGGGCAUCAUCCCCAAAGCCUCGCCCGACGAAGACUGCGAGGAAGAACUGCGCGCCCCGCUCUACAAGAAUGCCGAGAUCAACGGCAUCACCGUGAAGAUGAAGUGGUGCGUCACCUGUAAGUUCUACCGCCCGCCACGCUGUUCCCACUGCUCUGUCUGCAAUCACUGCAUAGAGACCUUCGAUCAUCAUUGUCCGUGGGUCAACAACUGCAUCGGCCGGCGGAACUACAGAUUCUUUUUCUUCUUCCUCGUCUCACUGUCCAUUCACAUGCUGAGCAUCUUCUCGCUGUGCCUGGUCUAUGUGCUGAAGAUAAUGCCCAACAUCAAGGACACGGCGCCCAUUGUCGCCAUGAUCCUGAUGGGCCUCGUUACCAUUCUGGCCAUACCCAUUUUCGGUUUGACCGGCUUCCACAUGGUCCUGGUGUCAAGGGGUCGAACGACCAACGAACAGGUCACGGGAAAGUUCAAGGGCGGCUACAAUCCGUUCUCGCGUGGCUGCUGGCACAACUGCUGCUACACACAGUUCGGACCUCAGUAUCCCAGCUUACUGAAUCCAAAGAAGUACGCCUCGCGGCGAUCGCAGGUGCAGAAUCAGGCGAUCAGUACCAUUUGCAACGACCGAAGCGGCCAGCAGACGGGCGCCGGGGGCGGGGCUGGCGGCAAUGGUACAGCUGCAGCGGCCGGCGGCGGUGGAGCUGGCGGCGGGGGAGGCGGGGGCGGUAUGCGCGGCACUGCGGUGCAGUACUCACCACGCUCCUUCUACGACGCAAGUCGCGAGAAGCGGGGAAUUCAGGUAAAGACUUAUAUGGCCGAGGGCAAUGGUUAUAAUCAACGGUCGGGCAGCACAACGCUUUACAGUAAGCUUUCACCUGGACGAGAGUGCUCCGACACCGACUUGGAGCCACCGCCUGCCUCCCAAAGUCAGGACUGCGAACCGACGCCGCCACUGCAGCGGCAUAAUUCAACCAGUUUCUACCUGCCGCAGGUGAGCGACACUGGCGGUCUGAAUGGCAGCGUAUCCACAGGCGGCGGUGGAGGAGGAGGCGGCGGGGAUUCACCGCGCCACAUGCGUCUCUAUCAUCCGCGUCACAGUCCGCACGCAAGGCCCAGGGGCCUGGAUCCACAGCGGGGCUAUACGAGUGACGCCCUAUCGCCGGACCAUCCCGUUGGCUAUGGCGUCGGCGUCGGUGUCAAUGGGCCGCAGCAGCAGCAACAGCAGGCACUGGCGGCGGCAGCAGCAGCGGCGGCGGUGGCAGCACAAAAUCAACGCAGCGCGACGACCACGGCCACGCCCACAAUGCAGCAGCGGAUCAAGCCGCUGGGCGUGGCUACGCCCCUCGUGAUGGCGAGUCCAGUGCGAAGAUCUAACCCAGGCACGCCUACUCAGCCCAGACGCCCCGAUUUCAUCGGACUGAACGCUCAGGCGGUGGCGCAGCAGCAGCAGCAACAACAACAGGCAGCGGCGGCGGCAGCAGCAGCGGCCUAUUACGAGUACACCACCGGUCUGCCGCCUCAGCAUCCACAGGCGCCCAGCAUCCAGCAGCAGCAGCAGCAACUGCUUCUCCAGCAGCAGCGCGUCCUCAUGCAGCACCAACAACAGCAGCAAGCUCUGCAACAGCAGCAGGCGGCGGUUCAUGCGGCGCAUCCGCAGCAUGCCGCUCUAGCGCAGGCGGCCUACGGCGGUAGUCCACAGAGGCGUUUCCUCUCCGAGGGCGAACUGGUGCGCCAGGGUGCCGGAGGUGGUGUGGCUGGCGGCGAGCUGUCCUACGCGAGGUCCAACAACACGGUGGAUAACAUACGAGAACUGGCCGGCAGUCCGCAGCGCGGUGUUUAUAUGUGGAAGGACACGUCCCCGGGAUUCACAAGCUCCGCUGGACAACAGCAGCAGCAGGCACAGCAGGUAGUCAGCAGUGGGAUUGGCAGUAGUGCGGGCACGCUGGCCAGCAGUGGAGCAUCCGCUGGAGUGAUGCCGCACGCCCAGUACAUGACGGCGGGCGGAGGAGCCCAUCCGCUAAUCAUGACGCACUCGCGACUCCAGGAUUAUGCUAUCCAGCAGCAGCAGCAGCAACAACAACAACAGGCGGCGGCAGCGGCAGCGGCAUCAUAUCAUCGCUCCAAUCCGACGAGUCCCACCACAAUGCCACAAGUGUCCGGAGCUGGCCAGAACUAUAUUCUGCGCUAUGGAGGAGGAGGAGCGGCUGGUGCAGCCGGCAGCAGUGGCAGUUUGGCCAGCGUGACGGCCAGUAAUCCUGCCACCGUAGGCGGUGGCUAUCAGCCGGCCCUACGCGGUGGAGUUGCUGUAUUUCCACCCAAUCCAUUGGGAAAUGCAGGCGGGGGCAAUUUGCAGACGCAGCCCUCGCCACAGAUUAAGAGAAAGCAGACGCCUACGCGCCCGAUGAGCUUUGUGCGUGCCCUGGAGAUGACCGACUCCAUGGAGAUGCAGUCGCUGGAACAGCAGCAGAACGGUGGAAUCCCCGGCAGCGGAUCAGUGGGUAACAAUCAACAGGCAGGCGGUGGCGGUGGCAGCGGUCAUCUGAUGCAGAACAACGCCUCCAAUUCGGGCACUCCGGAUAGAGCCAGCAUCUACGACAUGAACUACGAGAUCUCCGUAUAACCCGUGGUGGUGCCCGUGCUCCUGAUGCCACCCGCCAGCCAAGCUCCGGGGACAGCAGUCGCUGCUCCAGCUGCUGCAGUUGCUCCAGUUGCCAUCGCCGCUCCACAGCCGCAUGGGCAGUUUUACAAUGCCCAACUAGAGCCGGCUGCUUAUGCCUGCGUUCCUGUCCUACCCUUGAAACCGAUAGGCAAUGGAAUAGGAACCAAUAGCCAUCAGCACCACCAACAACAUCAUCACCAGCAGCAGCAUCACCAGCAGCAACAACAUCAACAGCAACAGCAUCACCAACAUCCGCACCAGAAUAUCCACAAUCAGAACCAGAACAAACGCAAAUUUUCAACCUUUUUCUAGGAACAACAACUAGACCGACUUUUUUUUAACCCAAUGAUUUGAGAGAGCAUCUAAAGGUGUAUCUAAAUAGAGCUAUUUACACCAGAUGUGUGUGUAUAUAAGUUGCACUGCUGUUGUAGCUAUGCUAAAUCUUAAGUAAUUUUAUUAUGUAAUUUUUAUGCUUUGUUUUUAUGAUUAUUUUUUAAUGCACUUUGGAAGACGUUUUACAUGAUCGGAUUUCAAAACAAAUUAUUUAUACUUUUAACGUUUUUUUAUACAUAUAUAUGAUCGAAAAACGAGAAAAUAGAGUGGAGUUGAAGAGAAUAUGAGAUAAACUAAAACGAGCAAGUGGGAAAAUACAGUGCGUUACAUGGUUAUAGAACAGUAAGAACGCAUUGUAUUCGCCCUGCCGAUCUGCUAUAUCUAUUAUACAUACAUAUAGUACACACAUAUAUGGAAACCUUUUGCAAUCAACUUGAAAAUCGCCAAAAUUUGUACGUCUUUGUGUGUAUGUGUGUGGCUGUCUGUGCGUCUGUCUGUGUCUGCAUGUGUGUGUUUAACAUUAGUCUUUAUAAAUUUAUAUCUAUUUAUGCCAUAUAAUGUAUAUAGGAUAUGCUACGUCAGGGCCCAGGUGCAGAGAACUUUGUCAUUUGUGUAUAUAGAUAAAGAAGAAGGGAGGGAGAAGGAGGAGGAACCGAUUUGUGCUUAGAAUACAGAGAUUAUAUAGCGUGCUGGCGAAUUUAGAGGAUCCAGAGAGUCGAAGAUCUUUGCUACGGGUUGUGUGCGAAGCAGCUCCUAAUCUAUCAUAAUCUGUAAAUAGAAACCCGUUUUGUAAGAACUACCUCCCUCCUCUCCAUUCCGCAGACCAGUGAAGCGAAAGGUUUACUUUCUGGCCCAGUAUAGUGCGUUUCGUGGCCGUAUAGCUAUAGUCCUUAUUCCUUUAUUCAACAAUCUAAGGUUUCAUUCGAAGUCAUUCUAUAAGUUCAAACCACUUAAUUUUUUACUCAGGAUAAUGAUUAGAAGGAAAUGGCAUUUUCACUUUCACAAAUCACUGAUUACAGCAACGAAACGCACUGUCCUCCGCCGGUUAUUAAACGCCCCAGAUGGGAAUUAUAUGUAUUUUUUUUUCCUCAUUUAACUAGAAUUUGUAAGAGAGAGAGCCCUAAUCUGGAACCGCGAUUUUCGGCCCGUGUAACUUGAAUGUCGUCCAAUUCAAAUCAAUUUUGAUUUUCCUGUACAUAAGUGUAAUAACGCAUGAUAAUUCUUCGGUUCGAGACUACCAACUACCAACUACCGACUACGUACGCCUGCUUGCCUACAUAGGCCCCAACUUUGUUGUUAUGUUUUUAAGUGAACUUAGCUUUUAUACCGAUCCCCAAGUGUGUGUGUUCUUAGACCAAUUCAAAGGCAUGUUUCGUUUUAGUUCGAUUUCUUGGCCCGUUUCGUUUAUGCAAAAUGCAAAUGGCAAAUUUCUAUAGCGAUAAUAUCUGUAAGAAAGUUAGCUAUAUACACGACACUCACGCGAUCGAUCGAGAGAAUUAUACAUGUGUAAGGCGAUCCGAUCAAUCCCGAAUCCGACCCUCUUCCCUGUCCCAUAGAUCAUGAGAAUUUGCAAGGAUCAAAACUUGUAUAGACUAUGCAGUAAGGUGUGCGACAUAAGUUUCUGGGACACUCUCAAAUUCGAUUUCUUCCGUUUUUAAUUAGCAUUUCAAAAAUUAUAUAAAUUAUAUAGACUUCCAGUUGCAGAGAUUUUAGUACAGAUUAUUCGCUGUCCCAGCCCAGCUGUUUCGCAUACCUUAUAUUACGGAUCAAGAGUAUAUAUUAUACACACGUAUAUUUAAGCGUUUUUUGCUAACACAUUAAUUCAUGAAUUUGCAACAAUAUUUAAUAUAAAUACAGAAAUGCAUAUACAAACAACAAAAAAAAAAAGGACAAAAACAAAACAAAAAUGGAGAGAAAUAAACGUGUAAUGUAAAAUGUAACGAGAGAAAAACGAGAAGAAAUUGUUUUAGAUUUUUAUACCAAAUUUAAUUAAUGUAAAACCACGAAUUGUUUAUUUUUUUGUAUUCCCCGUAACCCCCGCCAGAAUGAGAGAAACCCCUGCCAGAGAAGUCCUCGAGUUCUAAAUUGUUUUUUUUUUUGUAUUGAAUACUUAUGUAAUUUGUAAAUUAUAUGACAAGUAAUCAAAUAGCAAGCAUAAACAGCAAGGCAAUUAAUAAACAAUACAAAUAAAAAUGCAAAA